CGAGAACCAAUAUCUCAUAUCUAUGCUAUCAAGUUCGUAAGAUUUUGGCUCACACAUGAUUCUUAUCGAGGCGAGAAGAUGGUAGGCACUGUAACGUUUCCAAUGUCCAGGUGUUCCCGACAGACUGGCUACAGUCUCCAAUGCCUCGUUCGUCGAGCGAGAAUAACAAAUGAUCCCCUUCUGGUUGGUCACUUCGAGGAUUGUAUGCCAAUAGCUCGCAGAUGAUUCGUAGACAGCACGGUGCACAGUUGUGUAUUGGAACCGGAAGUGCAUAUCAACACCGGCUCAAGGCUCACCCAAUGGGGACAUCAGCUGCUAUCAAGCUUUCAAUUGGGCACUCUCGCAGCAGGUACAGCUUUAUACAUUAAUUGACGAGUUUCCACGACCUACUGACGACAACUCCCAUCAACGAACGCUAAAAUGGGUUUCAUGAAAUCGGUCACCGCUCAGUUGAGGCCGGUUCCUGAGGUCUUCGACUCAGAGGAGGUUCACGAGAUGCCCCAGACAGGACAUGCUCAAAAUACUGAAGACAAGAAUGAUGGGGAUGUCGACGUGGAAGCAAUACAAAAGCCCGUCUUUAAUCCUCAAUCCAAUGUAGAGUCCGGAGUUGCUCGAGUCGAGGCUGUUCAAGCAGUUUGGGGAAAGAGAGGUAGAUAUAUGAUUAUCGCGGGACUAGCAGUCAUGAUGAUUAUGUACGAGUUAGACAAUUCGACAGUAUACAUCUAUCAGAAUUAUGCUACAUCUGCAUUUAAUGAAAUAUCUCUUCUUGGAACCCUAGGAACGGCAGGAGUCAUCGUCUUCGCAGUCAUCAAGCCUCCUAUCGCAAAGCUCUCAAAUAUCAUUGGUCGAGGCGAAACCUACGUCCUUACAAUAUCUUGUUACAUCCUUUCUUACAUCCUCUGCGCCUCAUCGAAAUCUAUUAACUCCUAUGCUGCUGGUUACAUCAUCUACAAUAUUGGCCAGUCAGGCACUAAUAUCAUGAAUGAUAUCAUCAUCUCAGAUAUUACUACAGCAAGAUGGAGAGGUCUUGGCAUUGGAGUCUCUUUCUUUCCAUUCCUUCUCAUGCCAUGGAUCGCGGCAUUCAUCACAGAAAGUGUAGUGGAUGGGAUCGGAUGGAGGUGGGGUAUUGGGAUGUUCGCCAUUCUCAUGCCAAUUGCAGGAAGUUUGAUCAUCGGCACUCUUCUCUAUUAUCAGCGAAUGGCAAAGAAAGCAGGGAUCGUUACGAAACAGAAAAUGACUGUUUACGAGUUCUGCUCGCAGAUCGAUCUAGGUGGCUCUAUUCUCUUCUGUGGAGGCUUUGCAAUGCUCCUGCUACCUCUCACGCUGGCAUCAACCACCACUUCGCGGUGGAGAACGCCAUAUCUCGAUGCUUUGAUGGCUAUUGGUGGAAUGUUCCUUCUCGCUCUCCCGUGGUAUGAGAAGUUCUUGGCGAAACAUCCUCUUGUUCCGAUCCACUAUUUCAAGAAUCUUGCAAUCGUCACCUCGAUUCUUCUCAUUGCAACGGACUCCAUGGGUUUUGCAGUUACGCACACCUAUCUGUAUGCGUGGUCGACGGUGGCUCACAACUUCUCUGUCAAAAUCGCUACCUUUUACAUUUACGUCAACGGAGUGAUGCAGUGCUUUACUGGCAUCAUUGCGGGUUGGAUCAUGCUGAAGACCCGAAGAUACAAGUGGCUGGUCAUGGCAGGUGUGACAAUCAGAAUCAUCGGCUACGGAAUCAUGCUUCGCCUUCGAGGAGCCGAAAACUCGAUUGGAGAGCUAGUAGUAGUGCAGCUUAUCCAAGGCAUUGGGAGCGGUAUCAUCCAAACCUCUGUUUUUGUCGGCGCUCAGAUCCAAGUUCCUCACAGUCAAUUAGCGCAGAUGACAGCUUUGAUUAUCUGCUUCUCGUUCUUGGGAUCCAGUAUCGGUGCUUGCAUUGCCGGCGGAGUCUAUACUGGCACUUUCAAAGAUCAAUUGAGAGACCAACUUGGUGGGACUGCUGCGAAUGGAGCUUUGGUGGACCAGCUAUUCAAUUCUAUCACUGGGGUUCUUCCUGCAUGGGGAACGUCGGAGAGAACUGCGAUCGAUAAUGCUUACACGAAUGUGAUGCGAUUCUUCACUUAUGCGGCGAUCGGAGCUUCUGUUCCUAGUUUUUUCAUGGCUUGGUUCAUGCCAAAUAAUGAAUUACCCGAUCAAAACAAUUUGGUGGAAGAGUGAAAUGGGGAAUCAAGAGUUGAAAGGACGGACAAUGUUGGAGAUGCGCCAUUAGUCUGGCAAUUAGAAUACCCGAGAAACAUGAUAGAGCCUGAUUCUAGCACCUUUGUUGUCAUGCAGGACAAGUCACAUGGUCUGCUCUCCAACAUUUUGGGGCGCAGCAGAAAGAUCCAACAUUCUCGCCUUCAUCAAUUCUCAAUUAAUAUUAAUC
Messenger RNA from Mollisia scopiformis, 2404 nucleotides. Its product is annotated as MFS general substrate transporter. The transcript is spliced from 5 exons. The record is from RefSeq and is a predicted model, not a curated record. Bases 421 to 2196 code for a protein of 591 amino acids. Gene Ontology annotation, molecular function: transmembrane transporter activity. Gene Ontology annotation, biological process: transmembrane transport. Lineage: Eukaryota; Fungi; Ascomycota; Leotiomycetes; Helotiales; Mollisiaceae.